ACAGCAUGUUGUAUUAUAAAUUUUAUGAUUUUAUUGAUUGUGUGUUUUCUUGUAGAAUAUUUUUAUAGUGAUUUCACUGUUUGGGGUAAAAUUAUUAUUGAAAUACACAAAAUCAAGUGUAAUCAAAUGGAAGUCAAACAAGAAAUUAGGGAGGAAACGUGUAAAGUAGAAGUAGUGUAUAAUGACCUGGAUGAUGCUCUUUUGGAUAGCUUUGAAUGUAAAAUUGAGGAGGAACCCAGUAGACAAAGUACACAGGACACAUAUAGUUAUUUAGAAGUACAAGAACAUCCUGUAAAUCCUAAAAUAGAACAACAUGGGAAUAAACUUAACUCAUAUGAAGGAAACCAAAAAACUGAAAAAGGUUAUAUCCAAGAUGAACACAAAAUGGAAAUUACGGAGACACUAAUUGAACAUUCAUCUUACGAAGGAAAUUAUGUGAGUCCACAUGCUGCAGGAACAGCAUUAAGUCAAAAUAUGAAAAUUGCCACUGGAAAAAGGCCUCAUAAGUGCGAAAUUUGUUUGAAGCAAUUUAGCCACUUAAGUUUUUUGAAAACACAUUUGAGAGUGCACACUGGAGAAAAACCUCACAAAUGUGAAAUUUGUUUAAAGCGAUUUAUUCAAGCAGGUAAUUUGAAAAGACAUUCAAGAACGCAUACUGGAGAAAAACCCUACAAGUGUAAAAUUUGUUUUAUGCAGUUUUCGGAAACAAGUGUUCUGACGAGGCAUUUAAGGAUACACACUGGAGAAAAGCCUUACAAGUGCGAGAUUUGUUCUAAGCAAUUUAGUUUAGCGAAAUCUUUACAAACACAUUUGAGAGUGCACACUGGGGAGAAACCUUACACGUGUGAAACUUGUUUGAAACAGUUUUCCGAGAAAAAUCAUAUGAAAAGUCAUUUGAGAGUGCACACUGGGGAAAAGCCUUACACGUGUGAAAUUUGUUGUAAAAAAUUUAGCCACGCAUGUUCUUUGAAAGGACAUUUGAGAGUGCACAACGGAGACACACCUUACAAGUGUGAAAUUUGUUUUAAGCAGUUUAGCCACGCGAGUUCUUUGAAAGGACAUUUGAGAGUGCACACUGGAGACACACCUUACAAGUGUGAAAUUUGUUUUAAGCAGUUUAGAGAAAAAGGUAAUUUGAAUAGACAUUUUAGACUGCACACUGGAGCGAAACCUCACCUGUGUGAAAUUUGUUUGAUGCAGUUUUCCCAGAAAAGUCAAUUGGAAAGUCAUUUGAGAGUGCACAUCGGAGAAAAACCUUACAAGUGCGAUAUUUGCUUUAAGACGUUUUCUCAGAAUGGCCAGUUGAAAGUACAUUCGAGGUUGCACACUGAAGGAAAACCAUCCACAUCUGAAAUUUGUUUUAAACAGUUUACACAACGAAGUAUAUUGAAAAGACAUUUAAAAGUGCACACUGGAGAAAAACCGCACAAGUGUGAAAUUUGUUUUAAGCAGUUUUCCCAGACGUGUAAUUUGAAAAUACAUUUGAGAGUGCACACUAAAGAAAAGCCUUAUAAGUGUGAAAUUUGUUUUAAGCAGUUUUCCCAGGCAGGUCAUUUGAAAGAACAUACGAGGAUACACACUGGAGAGAAGCCUUACAAGUGUGACAUUUGUUUUAAUCAUUUUAGACGACCAAGUUUAUUGAAAAGACAUCUAAGAGUGCACACUGGAGAAAAACAGCACAAGUGUGAAAUUUGUUUUAAGCAGUUUUCCCAGGCAGGUCAUUUAAAAGAACAUACGAGGUUACACACUGGAGAAAAGCCUUACAAGUGUGACAUUUGUUUCAGCCUAUUUUCUCAAGCUAGUGCUCUGAAACAUCAUAUGAGAUCGCACACUGGAGAGAAACCACCCAAGUAGCAAUUUUUCGACGCAUUGGUUGUCAAUACAAACAAAUGCACUGUAUAUAACGUUGCCCGAGAGCAUUUUCAGUUGUUUCGGCCAACGUCCCCUACCCCGACUGACAUUACGAUGUUACAACGUUAAGUAAUACCUUUAGUUAUACGGGCAACUAAUUUAUUACCAUUGUGAUAACUACAUAUCACAGUUCAGUUUUUUCAACAAUCGCAACGACUUAAAAACGUUAUAAUGUUAAACUAAUUUACGCCCUGGCCGACUCUCUAGUUGAGUAGUUGUCUGUCACGACCCUAGGUGUUGUUCUAGGGUUGUUACACGUUUGCGACAACUUCCAGAGAAAAAUAAUUUACUUUAAAACCUUAUUUUUUUCUUAUUAUUAUAUAUUUUAUUUUGAUGGAAAUUUUCGAUCUAUUUAACAACCUGUUUAUUUGUUUUUUUAAUAGCUGGUUUCCAUUCCACUGCCCAUUGUUUUAUCAGUAGAUUCUUUUUAGGCCAUGUAAAUACAGUAUAUACAGUGAUAUCCACAUCCGUCCUAAAUGUCCCAAGAGGAAUUCCACAAGAUUGGAAACCUAAUUAUUCCAAACCACCAAUUGGUAAUUACCAUUUUUUAGCUAAAAUCUACUAAAUCAAAAACUAAAAUAUACUUAAGGAUUUUUGGGAUAUAUUUGGGAUUUUUUAUAAUAAAAACAACAGCUAACUUAAGGGGAUAGGCGCAAAAUGUCGCCUAUUAAAAUGUUCAAUGUAUUUUAAAUGUUUUAAUUUUUUGCGAAUCCUGAGAAAACUAAUAAGUAUUUUUGAAAAAUUUAAACGCAGAAAGAAAGAUUACGUUAUUACCGAGGACCGAAAGUCCCUGAAAACUUCUAUAAUGUUUAUUUUAAUAAGUUACAGGGGUGAAAAAAAGAAAAAAUUUAGUGUGACUUUUAAUUCGAAAUAUCUCAUUCAAAAGAAACGUUUUCGUUUUUCUAAAUAAUGCAGUCUUUCAUUGUGCGUUUAAAUUUUUCAAAAAUACUUAUUAUAGUUUCCUCAUGAUUCGAAAAAAAUUGAUCAAAUUCUGUUGAAAUAAACCAAAAAUCUACUAAAAAAUAUUGCCUACUAGAAUUUUUUUAAAAAAUAUCAAAAAUCUACCAAAAAAGUAGAAAUCUACUAAAUGUGGCAACGCUGUUAAGGAGAAUGAUACACUUUUGACACUGGUCACAUGACCUCUGUCACCCAAUAAGAGGGUGCUUUCUAAAAUGGUUUUGAUAGUCGGCGCGGCCGAAUUUGGUUGGCGAUUGGACUUCUAAGUUGUCUUAUCCAUCUAGGGUUGGUAAUAAGGUAUUUUUUAGUAAUAUUGGUAAUAUUGUUUAAUGCGCCAUUUUGGUUUUACUUGAGAUUUUUGGGAUGUAAAGAAAAUGAAGACACAGAAUAUAAAAAAUGCAGACAUUUUCUGAUACCUUUAAAAGCACCAUCAAUACAUUAAGUUUAUACAGAACAUAUUUAACAUAAAUUUUGACUUUUAUAUUAAAAUUUGAUUUUUUAAUUUGCAUAUUUUUUAUCAAAAAUGUCAUAAAAAAGGAGCGCGUGUGUUUUUUAAAGGUGAAAUAUCCAUAUUUGACGGUAAUCUGAGAUGCGUUUAUAAAUUUCACAUCAGGUAAUAAGUCCUUUAUGUAUUUAUAUAAAUUUAAAUACCCAAUACGAUGUCAAAACAGUUUACUUUUUGGUUUUUGCAUUCACCAUACAGGUGUUAAAAAUAUAGGUAAAAAAAACAUAACCAGUCUGACUCCUUGAGCAACCAUUGCACGCGCAGGGGCUUUUUAUAGUCGCUUCAGUUGUCUUAUGAUGCAACGCUUAUGAGACGAUGUUGCUUAAAUAUAGGAGGUUGUCUAGGCAACGUCAAGACAACUCAAAAAUCGUCCAUCAAAUUAGUGCAGAAUAGGGUCGUCUUCUAGGCAAUAACAACGUUGUAAGAAAGCGUUGCCACGCGGUAGACAACGUUGUCGCGUCGACAAAUUGCUACUUGGGCAUAGGAAUAUGAAAGGUGUUUUAACCCUUUGCACUCGUAUACAUUUUCUAUUGUGAUGACACUCUGCUCAGAUUAUUAUUUUAUCUUCGUAUCUGUCUACUCAGAAUUUCGUUUUAUAUGGGAAUUUUUUUAAAAUGCGUUAAAAUUGCGAAGUAGCUAUUAGUUCAAAACCUCAUGAACCUCGUAAAUACGCAUGCCCGAAAAAAUAAAUGGAACCUAAAAACAUUCACCAUUUUAAUUUCAUAGGAAAUUAGGCGACAGGGUAGGAUUUGCACGUGCUAAAUGAUGUCGAGUAUUUCCAAUAAACAUGACAUAUUAUGUUUCUCUAAUUUUAAAGAAAUUAGUUAGUCAUCGCAUUUUUAUUUUAUCUCACAUUGAAAGAUGUAAUAAAAAUUUACGACUUCCUGUCUUCACUGCCGAUAAAAAUUGCUGUGUAAAAAUGUAAAAUAUUUACAUUGCACUAAUUUGGCUUAUAAAUAAACCUUUUAGGAACUGAAAAAUAUCUAGAGUCUAGAGGUCAAAUAAAUAAAUAACAAAUCAAUGUAUGAUAGAAAAAUAAUAGGAUUUUGGUUUUAAAUUCAGCAAAAUAUGUUUAUAGGAGACGAAAACCUCGAAUUCCUUGGGAAAAAUAUUCCCAUGAAAUUUUUUGCAUAAUAAUCACUUUCAUAAAAUCCCGCAGAAUAAUGUUCAAGAGGUCGCCCAUACAAAAAGUGGUCCUAAUUUAUUAAACAGUUUUGUUUAAAUCCUUUUUUAGGUUGUGAUAAGGGCCUCAAACGGCUAAAAACAAUGUUUUAAAAUCAAAUAAGCCCAAACUAAAGUAUCAGAAACUGAUAGAACAAGGUUUGGUGAAUUCAGAAAUAAUUGUGUUUUUGAGCCUUAAAAAUCAUCAUUUUUGGUUUUUUUAAUUUUUAAAUUAUUUAUAAGUUGAAAACGAUCAACUUUAGAGAAAAAUUACAAUAAACCUUUUUUAUUCAGAAUGAUUAAAAAAACUGGAAAAAAAUUUGUCCGGGCAGAUGAAAUUGAUUUAUACAAUUUGUUUAAAAACAAUUAUUGUUUAAAUAAAUUAGAACCACUUCUGCUGGUAUUAUGUUUUAAGACGAAAUAAGUUAAAUAUAAAGUUAUGAAUUAAUAAUCACAAAAAAAAAAAUAAAAAUAUUAAGCUAUUUCACUAACGCAAAAACUAGUUCGUCUCUGUCUCGCUACGAUAACGCACUGAAGAGAACUACAUGUUUUUAGCAACGCCUGAUAUCAUUGUUUCGUUCGUAGAUCGACGUCACUAAAUGAUUACGUCAGGUCCACGAUAUUAUGAAUUACCAAUACAUUUAUAGUCCAAGAGCUGGGAACGGAUUUUGCUCGUGAUAAGUAAUAUGGUCAAACUAUACAUGGAUAUGUUGAAGUUGUGUACGUACAUGACUUUCCCCUACGGGUGGAAACCAGUGUGGGGGACGAGGGUAGUUAGGGGCCGUUCAAGUAUUACGUAACGCAGGUUGGGGAGGGGGGUCAAAAAUCUUAAAAAAUUGCGUUACGUAAUACGUGAAUGACCCAUUACGGUACAUUAUAUAGGGGGAAGGGGGGUCAAAAAUCGCGUUACGUAAUGCUUGAACGCCACCUUAUAAGGGAUCAAAGUCGCUGUUUUUAUAAAUUUUUUUGGGACGUGCAUUAUCGAGAAUAAGUAGCUCAUGACGUAACUAAGCAAAAUCCCCAGGUGCGGAAACCAGAGUGGGGGACGAGGGUAGUUUUAAGAGGUAAAUGUCGCGGUUUUUUUUAUCUUAUGGCGCCCCUGAUUGAGAUAAUGCAAUAAAAUUUGGUAAUACUAGAUCAUGACGUAACUAAGCAAAAUCUCCAGGGGCAGAACGCUGCGUGGGGGACAACGGGGUGGUGGUCGAGGGUAAAUAUAAGAAUUCUAAGGUUUUUUUGUUACGUUUGUGCUCGAGAUAGUGCACAAAAAUUUAGUAGAUAAUGACGUAAUCCCUUUGCCCACCACUCCUUUAUACCCCACAAAGCAUUCCGGCCCUGGAGAUAUUGCUUAGUUACGUCAAGAUCUACUUAUUCCCAAAUUUUUGCGCAAUAUCUCAAUCAUGAGCGUCCCAAAAAACUGUUAUAUUUGUUAUAUUCACCCCUGCCCAUCACCCCUUUGUCCCCCACGCUGCGUUCCGCCCCUGGAGAUUUUGUUUAGUUACAUUAUGAUCUACUUAUUCCCAAAUUUUGGUGCAUCUCAAUUAUAAGUGUCACAAAAAAAAAUAAGAAAAACCGCGACUUUGACUCCUUAUAACUACCUUCGUCCCACAAUCUGGUUUCCGCCCCUGGAGAUUUUACUUAGUUACGUCAUGAUCUACUUAUUACUGUAAGUAAUUAAAAAAAAACAUGAUAUGCCGCCUAUAGGGCGACAUACGAGUGCAACGUUAAAACGCAUCCUCCCGCCACUACGGCGACAUACGCGUGCAAAGGGUUAAAUGUGUCUUUUGGUCCAUUUAAUUGACGACAAUUUCGUCUUUAUGCAUGAUAAUACACAGCGGCAUACUGCAAGAAUCGUGGUAAAUUACCUGGGCAAAGAAUGGCCAGUCUGCAGCCCUGAUCUGAAUAUCAUCAAACGUCUUUGGAUGAAGAUCAUCGUAGGGUUAGAAGUCGACAAGGCCAGCCAGAAAGUCUUGCAUAAUUUCAAAAUAUGCUUCGAGGAUAAUAUGGACGUAUUCCUAAGUUUGUAUUAAAAAUUUGUUCCUUUCCCUUCCAAAUCGUAUGCAAACGGUUAUUGAUGUUUUAGGGCAUUAGACAAUUUUGUUCAAGUUAAUUCGUAAUUUUUAUGUUUGUAAUUCGUUUCGAUAUUACACUAUUUUCUUUUGUAGCCUUCUAAUUAAAUAAAUUAAGCUAAGAAAUCAAGCAGUAAUGGUCAUUUUUUGUUUUAAAAAUGAAAUAUGUUCAGUAUACAAUUAAUAUGAAGCAGUUCAUAAAACUUUCAACGAAUUUUUAUUUUCGGAAAUUUAUAGGGUGACCACUUUUUUGCUGGUCAGUAUAUUAUUGGUAUUAAAAAAAUAUCUUUUGGAAAACUGCAAUGUUGUGUCAAGGUAGCAAUCCAGAUAUUUAAAGAAUUUAAAUUUUUUUAAAAAACAAAAUUUUAUUUUAGCUGACCCGACGGUCAUUGUCCUGUCUUAGCUAUAUCUAUGAGUCAAAAAAUGAAUAUAAUCUGGGGCGUUUCCGCAAUUCAAUAUAUUAGACCAGGGCAUUUAGCCACAAUAUAAAUAUAUAUUUUUUGACGCAGUUUUCCCAGAAAAGUUAUUUGGACAAUCAUUUGUGAGUGCACACUGGGGAAAAACCUUUCACGUAUGAAAUUUGUUGUAAACAGUUUAACUAAGCAAGUUCUUUGAAAGGACAUUUGAGAGUGCACUCUGAAGAAAAAUCUGACAAGUGUGAAAUUUGUUUUAGGCAGUUUAGUCAAGCAACUUCGUUGAAAGCACAUUUGAGAGUGCACACUGAUGAAAAAUCUUACAAGUGUGAAAUUUGUUUCAGGCAGUUUAGAGAAAAAAGUAAUUUGAAAAGCCAUUGGAGAGUGCACACUGAAAAGAAACCUCACAUGUGUGAAAUUUGUUUGUGCAGUUUUCCCAGAAGAAAAGUCAUUUGAGAGUGCACACUGGGGAAAAACCCGUCACGUAUGAAAUUUGUUUUAAACAGUUUAACUAAGCAAGUUCUUUGAAAGGACAUUUGAGAGUGCACUCUGAAGAAAAAUCUUACAAGUGUGACAUUUGUUUCAGGCAGUUUAGAGAAAAAAGUAAUUUGAAAAGACAUUUGAGAGUGCACACUGAAGAGAAACCUCACAUGUGUGAAAUUUGUGUGAUGCAGUUUUCCCAGAAGAAAAGUCAUUUGAGAGUGCACACUGGGGAAAAACCUUUCACGUAUGAAAUUUGUUGUAAACAGUUUAACUCAGCAAGUUCUUUGAAAGGACAUUUGAGAGUGCACUCUGAGGAAAAAUCUGACAAGUGUGAAAUUUGUUUUAGGCAGUUUAGAGAAAAAAAAGUAAUUUGAACAGACAUUUGAGAGUGCACACUGAAGAGAAACCUCACAUGUGUGAAAUUUGUUUGAUGCAGUUUUCCCAGAAAGGUCAAUUGGAAAGUCAUUUGAGAGUGCACACCGGAGAAAACCUUACAAGUGCGAUAUUUGCUUUAAGAUGUUUUCUCUGAAUGGCCAGUUGAAAGUAAAUUCGAGGUUGCACACUGGAGAAAAACCAUCCACAUCUGAAAUUUGUUUUAAACAGUUUAGACGACGAAGUAUAUUGAAAAGACAGCUAAAAGUGCACACUGGAGAACAACCGCACAAGUGUGAAAUUUGUUUUAAGCAGUUUUCUCAGACAUGUAAUUGGAAAAGACAUACAUACGAGGUUACACACUGGAGAAAAGCCUUACAAGUGUGACAUUUGUUUUAGCCUAUUUUCUCAAGCUAGUGUUUUGUGUCUUUUGGUCCAUUUAAUUGGGGACAAUUUCGUAAUACAUGGCCGGAUACUGCAAGAAUCGGGGUAAAUUACCUGGGCAAAGAAUGGCCAGCCUGCAGCCCUGAUCUGAAUAUUAUCAAACGUCUUUGGAUGAAGAUCAUCGUAGGGUUAGAAGUCAACAAGGCCAGCCAGAAAGUCUUGCAUAAUUUCAAAAUAUGCUUCGAGAAUAACAUGAACGUAUUCCUUAAGUUUGUAUUAAAAAUUUGUUAAAGUUAAUUCGUAAUGUUUGUUUGUAAUUCGUUUCGAUAUUACACUAUUUUCUUUUGUAGCCUUCUAAUUAAAUAAAUUACGCUAAGGAAUCAAGCAGUAAUGGUCAUUUUUUUUGUUUUAAAAAUGAAAGAGGUUCAGUAUACAAUAUGAAGCAGUGCAUAAAACUUCCAACGAAUUUUUAUUUUCGGAAAUUUAUAGGGUGGCCACUUUUUUGCUAGUCAGUAUAUUAUUGGUAUUAAAAAAAUAUCUUUUGGAAAACUGCAAUGUUGUGUCAAGGUAGAAAUCCAGAUAAGAUAUUUAAAGAAUUUAAAUUUUUUUAAAAGACAAAUUUUAUUUUAGCUGACCCGACGGUCAUUGUCCUGUCUUAGCUAUAUCUAUGAGUCAAAAAAUGAGUAGAAUCUGGGCCGUUUCCAGAAUUCAAUAUAUUAGACCAGAGCAUUUAGCACAAUAUAAAUAUAUUUUUUGACGCAGUUUUCCCAGAAAAGUCAUUUGGACAAUCAUUUGUGAGUGAACACUGGGACAGCGCCGGUUUAACCAGGGGACUUUUCGGGGCUGUAGCACCGGGCGGUUGAAGGUUCCCGGGCGGUACGCGCCAAGCGCGUGCUGUUCUGAAAUUAUAUGGUAAUGGUAAAAUAAAAUUUGCAUACAAAUCCACAUGAUUGUUCCACUACUGGAACUAUUGUCAGAAUAUGAUCCAUUUUUAAAUGAUCAUAUUAAUAAACGAGCAAAUUAGGUAAGGGCAAAACGUCAUAUCUAUCAAAAGAUCAGAACAUAUGGAGCAUAUGGAAUUACUGAAUAUUUUGUCCAAUCGAGUCAUUGAUGAAAUUGUUAGACAAAUUAAGGCAAACAAAUACUAUUUUAUAAGUAUAGAUUCAACAGCUGACAUAACACACCAUGACUAACUUACAGUGAUUUUGAGAUAUUGUUACAAUAAAGGGAAUCCCGUGGAAAGAUUCGUGGGAUUUUGUAAAAACACUGCACUGGGCAUAGCUCACAAGAACUUGAGGAAACAGUUAUUGGAAUGUUAAGAGUCUUUGAAAUCAGAUAUUAAGAACUGUAGAGACCAGUCUUACGAUAAUGCCAGUAAUAUGAGUGGCAAGUAUUCUGGUUUGCAAGCACGUAUUAAAAAUUACAAUGAUUAGCUCUUUGUGCUGUGUGCUGCUCACUCUUUAAAUUUGGUUGUCCAAAAUGCAGUAGAUUGUUGUUUGGAAGCAACGUAUUUUUUUAUUGUUUAUUAUAUUUUUAUUUCAAUUAUUCUAAUUGUUUAAAAAGUAGUAAACUUUGUAUCUAGGGCAUUUAGUUGUUUUCCUCGUUUUGCGAGAGAUGUCGCUAGAUUGCGUCUCAAAAGGUGGAAUCAUUGUAUCGCGAUGGUUUCCCUUAAAUAGGCAGGGUUGUUAAUGUUCGCUUUAGAGUUGUGACUGCAUAGCUUCACUGAAGAUGCAUGGGCUGCUGAAAUAGCUAUAUGGAGAUGGUGGUCCAACUCUGAAUCGAAUAAAAACAAAAACUGCCUUUAUUAUUAUGUUUUUAUGUUGGUACAAGCUAUCUACAAUUUUUUCUCCGUGUCGGGGCAGACAUUGUUACCUAAAAGAGUGAAUACUUCUCGUUUUGAUGCCGUAAAAGCGUUAAAAAGCAAUUACGGUUUGAUUGAAAUGUCAACGGAUUUAAAUGAGAAAAAUGUAGUAAGAGUUGAAGCAGCUUCUCUAUCGGAAAAACUUGAUUUGUUGGAAAACAGAACAAUUUUAUCAUUCUGGAUUGACGUUUUACAAAGGUUAAUGAGGUGAAUAAAGCAGUACAAAAGGAAAAUAUGGAUUUAAGCAUAACCGCUCAUCUGGUAUCAUCUUUAGCAGAUUACUUUGAUUUCUUACGUGAUCAUUUGAUCACUACGAGGCCUUAGGAAUGUUGUUAACAGGGAACGAAAAUUAUGCUGAGAAGAGAAUUAUCAAAAAAAUUGCAAUUAGGGGAAAAGAAUUCGGAGGCAAGUUUAAGCCAAACAGAAAAAGUGCGAAUACAAUGUGAUGUGUUUAUAACAGACAAUGUUAAGUCGGAGAUUAUUCGUCGAUGUGAGAGCUAUAAAUCUUGUUCAAAAGCAUUUGAAUUUUUGUUUAAACUAAAAACUCCGGAAGAUGAAGAUAUUUUCAGAUCGGCAACCGAAUUACAACAAAAAUACAAGGAGGAUUUGGACGAGUAUUUUCUCCAAGAAUGUGUUCAUUUAAAGCAUUUGUUAACGUCUCUUCCCCAAUUAAAAAUAGACACUUCAGAAUUGGUACAGGUUUUAUACGAUAAUAAAGUAAUAUCUAUAUUUCCAAACGCGGAUAUUUGCCUGCGUAUUUUUUUUUCCAUAAUGGUCGCAAAUGCAAGUGGCGAACGCUCUCUUUCGACACAAAAAAGGGUAAAGACCUACUUAAGAAAUGCAAUUUCCCAAAAAAUUUAAACUCCUUAGCAGUUUUAUCCAUUAAAGGGGGCCUACUAAAUGAAUUAAAUAUAAAUAAUAUCAUCGAAAACUUCGCUUCAGUUAAAGCAAGAAAAUAAGCUUUUCAAUAGUAAAGGUACUUGAUUACCUACGCCCACCUUAUGUUACCUGUUUGAAUGUUAUUAGGUACAUUUUUAUUUUAGGUUCAUUUAAGUUUUAAACCAAAAAAGUUGUAAUUGUUUUCCUUAUUUUAAUAAAGUGGUAUUCAAAAUAUAUGUUUUGUUGAAUUGAAAUAAAGUUAAGAAAUAUUUUUGAGCCUGGGGGCGUGGCAUCCGUAUCAGCACCGGGAGGCCGACUGUGUUAAACCGGUACUGCACUGGGGAAAAACCUUUCACGUAUGAAAUUUGUUGUAAACAGUUUAACUAAGCAAGUUCUUUGAAAGGACAUUUGAGAGUGCACACUGAAGAAAAAUCUUACAAGUGUGAAAUUUGUUUCAGGCAGUUUAGAGAAAAAAGUAAUUUGAAAAGACAUUUGAGAGUGCACACUGAAGAGAAACAUCACAUGUGUGAAAUUUUUUUGAUGCAGUUUUCCCAGAAGAAAAGUCAUUUGAGAGUGCACACUGGGGAAAACCUUACACGUCGUGCGAUAUUGGUUUUAAGAACUAGUAACUUAAAAACACAUUUGAGAUUGCACACUGGAGAAAAGCCCUACAAGAGUGACAUUUGUUUUAGCCUAUUUUCUUAAGCUAGUGCUCUGAAACAUCAUAUGAGAUCGCACACUGGAGAAAAAAACAGAAAUAUGAAAGGUGUUUUAAAUCUCGUAUUGUUGAAGAGGCAAAGGCAGUUAUGGAAGAGUUAGACGUGGAGAUAAGUGUUUCUCGUCUUAGAGGCGGACAAAGACACAGGGAAACUGCGAUCAGAAUGAUGAUACUGUAACAUAUUGAAGAUUAACUGUUUUUAUUCCAACACUGGACGGUGUUACGACUGACAUGAGAGAACGUUUUGCUGAAGAAAAUUUAUCAUUUAAAAUUCAACAUAAGUACUUUUGCCCUCACAACUACUGAAACAUAACGGUGUAAUCAUCUGACAGAUAAAUUGAAUCUGUGCUCAACUGAACUACCUUUUUUUGAAGAAGAAUCAUCCUUUGUAGUUAAAAAGAGACUAAUGGGAGAGAUUCUUCUAUAAAUACACGCAAACGAGCAUCAACGCCCUUAAUGAGCAUGAUUCUAUUAUGCAAGCAUUGUCUGUUUGUCCUAGAUCUGACUAUUCAACUUUGCAUACGCUGUACAAAAUAUUUGUUUGUCUACAUGUAUCUAUUGCUACAGUACAAAGAAGUUUUUCAACAUUGCGACGUACAAAGACAUCGCUGAGGUCGACAAUGAAGGAGGAACGACUUAAUGGCUUAGCUCUGUUGAACACUCGCCCUGAGAUUGAUUGUCCUAUUGACGUUGUAAUUAACCAAUUUGCCAGGAAGAAAGGAAGAAUAGACGCAUAGAAUUCAUCAUUUAACAAAGAGAAUCCCAAUUGUAACUUUUUUAUAUCAUAAGAUGGCAUUGUCUUAUAAGUGUAUAAUCAGUUUAAAUAAAGCUUUUUUAAACAUUG
Diabrotica virgifera virgifera (western corn rootworm) is the source of this 12554-nucleotide messenger RNA. Its product is annotated as zinc finger protein 678-like. Lineage: Eukaryota; Metazoa; Arthropoda; Insecta; Coleoptera; Chrysomelidae. Bases 25 to 1854 code for a protein of 609 amino acids. The record is from RefSeq and is a predicted model, not a curated record. The transcript has 2 exons.